Cariama cristata (Red-legged seriema) is the source of this 513-nucleotide messenger RNA. It is a transcript of the gene CREB3L3, whose product is annotated as cAMP responsive element binding protein 3-like 3. Lineage: Eukaryota; Metazoa; Chordata; Aves; Cariamiformes; Cariamidae. The transcript has 4 exons. The annotation marks the transcript as partial. Gene Ontology annotation, cellular component: nucleus. Gene Ontology annotation, biological process: regulation of transcription by RNA polymerase II. Gene Ontology annotation, molecular function: RNA polymerase II cis-regulatory region sequence-specific DNA binding; DNA-binding transcription factor activity, RNA polymerase II-specific. The record is from RefSeq and is a predicted model, not a curated record.
AUGUGCACACAUACAGCCAUGGCCUCUGACGUGGGCAGCCUCAACAGCCUCGACCUGCUAGACCUCCUCUUCGACCGGCAGGAUGGGAUCCUCCGUGGCGUGGAGCUGGGGACACCGCCGGGUGCCUGGCACGAGGACAGGCGUGCCCAGGACAGCGAGGACUUCCUCAGCUCCAUCCUGGGUUCUGGAGACUCAGCAUCGGACUCGCCCAGCUGGUCCCCGGCUGCCAGCGACAGUGGGGUGUCUGAGGACCCCCCCUCUGACCAGCUUGACAGCCCCCCCAGGUGCUGUGAUGGGGGUCCCAGCGAGGUCCUGUACCCCUACGCCAACCCCUGUCAGGCUGUGCCCCUCCCGGAGGGGACUGGGGUCCUGCACCCCGAGGUCUCCAUCGACCUGGACAUGUGGCACCCCGGUUUCUUCCUGGAGGAAAGCCCGGACCUGCCCGUGGUCUCCCCGCCCGCAUCCUGCACCCUCACCGUUAAGGACCUGCUGCUCUCAGGCAGCGCUGAUGCU